AUGACAGAGGACCAGCAGCCGACAAACGCAGUAGGCCCAAGUCAGCCAUCGCAGGUGGGGCCGUCCACCACAGUCUCACCCUCGAUCCGCUCGUAUCGGUCCAAGAAGAUCAGACCUUGCGAUAACUGUCGUUCGCGUCGGCAAAGAUGUGACAUCCCCAGGGCCGGCGAGGCGUGCCGCCUUUGUGUCGUCACCAAGAAGCAGUGCACGUUUUUGCGUGAACGACGCAAGGCACCAAGUGACCUGAAGAAGCUCGCGGAGCGCGAGGCCGAGCUCACCGCCCAGAUGGGCAAGGAACGGCCGCCGUUCAUUCAGAACAACAGCACCGAGAGCGCAGCGACCAACGCGAGUACUGGCUCAUCUCCUGAACCCGCCAACUCGGCGUGCCUGGCACAUCUGACUGCCUAUAUCCUCAGCACGCGUGGCGCGCCGCUGCUCGUUGCCGAACCCGUGGCCCUAGAUACGGAGGGUGACGCCGACGAGGAGCUCUAUCUCGUCGGCACGGCGAGUGAACGUGACUCUCUAAUCCUCAACAACAUGACCGAGAGUAUCGGCCCGAGUCUGGUACAGACCCGCCAGAUCCCUGGCGUCCGCUUACGCACCGUCGCGCCUGGCGUCCACUUUGUGUUUUACAAGAGCAUGCCGUAUACACAGGACGAGGGCGCGUGGGCCGCCCUCCGAGACAUGGUCACACCUGCACUCAUCCCGACUGUUCUCCAGGCCUUUUUCUCCGUCGAGGCCCAGGCGCACCCCGUUCUCCGGCAGGAGGAACAGCUCUCCUCCCCGAUCCUGCGGUGCAUGAUCCUCACCGCGGGGCUCAUGUACAUUCCCCAGUUUCGGCGGCUACGCAAGGAGGCGUACAUGCUGACCAUGGGUGCAUUGCGCGCGCAGUCACCCAAGGCCCGGCUGUGGACUCUUCAGGUCUACGUCCUUGACCUGGAUGGACGCGAUGCCCUCGAGCCCAGCGGUAACUUUGUUACCCUCGGUCUGGCCAUCUCCACCGCACUCCUCCUCGGCCUGCACCAGGACAGUGGUGCAUGGAGCAUCCCAGCGUGGGAAAAAGAACUGCGCACGCGCCUGUGGUGGAGCCUGCUCAACUACGACCGCUUCAGUAGCCUCACGUUCGGGCGACCAAGGCACAUUGUCACUCCCAACGUCGUGCCCCUCCCGCCUCGAAGCGCCAGCGACACACUGAGUUACGACGCCUUCGUGAGCGCAUGUGAGCUCGGCCAGAUCCUCGACGACCUCGACUCGCCACACGUUUCGCUCGCCUCGUUGGCGGCUACGAGCAUGCGCCUCGACGCAUGGAAGAACGCGGCCGACACGCGCGGCCUCUUUGCCGUCGAGCCGGCUCCACCUGGCGUACGCUCCACUCAGCUCCUGUACCUCGGCAGCUGUAUCAUGGUCGUACGUGCAAUCUUUGAUGCGCUCGAUGCGGGCGAGCUCGAUGCCCUUGACGCUGCCCGCCACUCGUGCCUCAUGGCAUGCGAGGGCGUCGUCGACUUUGUCGCGGCCCUCACCCCAGGCGACCUGUACGGCUACUGGACAGCACACUCGCCGUUCAUGCUCAGCCUGACGCUGACUAAGCUUGUGCGCAUAAUCGUGAACGCAGGCGAGGCGAGUGUGCGCGAGACUGCGCUCCACGCUCUGCGCCGCUUCACAUCGGUCCUUACCGACCACCAAAACUCGGGAUGGGACGUAGCGCAGCUCGCCGUCGCGCGCGGCAACUACUUUAUUCCGCUGCUUACCCGGCGCCAUCCCGAAUUCGCGAGCGUCCUCGAUUCGGUGCAGAGUGGUAUGCCCGAAGCAGCGGACCCAGCACUCGCAGACUUUCUCAACACCCUUGUGGACCCGAGCGGGAUGCACGAGCUCAGCCUCGGGGGCCUGUUCUCGGUUCCGACGUUGUAG
Cutaneotrichosporon cavernicola is the source of this 1908-nucleotide messenger RNA. RefSeq lists its product as uncharacterized. The transcript is spliced from 5 exons. Gene Ontology annotation, cellular component: nucleus. The record is from RefSeq and is a predicted model, not a curated record. Gene Ontology annotation, biological process: DNA-templated transcription. NCBI's taxonomy places the organism in Eukaryota, Fungi, Basidiomycota, Tremellomycetes, Trichosporonales, Trichosporonaceae. Bases 1 to 1908 code for a protein of 635 amino acids. Gene Ontology annotation, molecular function: zinc ion binding; DNA-binding transcription factor activity, RNA polymerase II-specific; DNA binding.